Molecule: messenger RNA, 3539 nt
Organism: Electrophorus electricus (electric eel)
Lineage: Eukaryota; Metazoa; Chordata; Actinopteri; Gymnotiformes; Gymnotidae
Gene: cd4-1
Product: CD4-1 molecule
Source: RefSeq, a predicted model, not a curated record
GUGAGCGUAGGUCACUGAAUCUCUACAGAAGGUAUCACCCUGUCUCCUUAGCACAGCCAAUGAGCUGCAAGGGAGGGGUCAAUUGACUUUACAACAGAACUUUCAGCCUGCAAGACGACAUAUCCAGAGAGGUCGUUUGAAGAGAAGCAACAACCUUCCGACAAUCAAGCACUGAGUAUCCAAUCACUGGUUGUUCCUCAAAUUCUUUCUCUGUGGUUGGGAGAAAGAAUGCUCUUCUCAUUGGCAUUGCUGCUCCUGCUAGUGCUGCCAAUCUCAGCAGAAGAACCGGAGGUGAUUUUUGCACAGGUGGGAGGCUCUGUAACACUUCCCAGGAAAGCAUGGAGCUCAAAAACCGAACUAUAUGUCCACUGGUACUUUGGUACUGAUGAGCAGCCAUUGAUACUGAGGACCCCUCAUAUUCCUCUCAAAAAAGGAUCACAAAAGUAUUGGCAGGACAGACUGUCUUUCUCCUCAGACCUUUCUCUUUUUAUUUCACCCGUUUUGGACAAUGACUUUGGACUCUUCAGAUGUCAACAGCAUGAAUACUUAACCAUCAAGGAGACCAAGUACCAACUGUACCGUGUGAUAGUACCCACUAUGGUGUCUCUGCUUGUGGGUGACGCACUCUCUCUGACCUGCGAAGUGGAACCUAAUCCUGUUCACCCCAGUGUAAAAUGGCUUCGGCCCCGUGGUUCAAAUUAUUUCACUAAAUCAAGCAAGAAUAAACACACAAUAAAUGUGAGUUCCAUCUCUAACAACCACAGUGGAGACUGGAUAUGUACAGUAGAACAUAAAAACCAAAUGUUUAAUGCCACAACGUCCGUCAAAAUCAUAGAUCUCUCCCCCUCUCCACCAGACCCCAUCUACACCGCUGUCAACUCCUCUCCUCCUUCUAUGCCUUGUUCCUUGUCUUCAGACAUUUCCUGGCCAGUGUUGAAUGGCAGUGGCUUGCAGGGAGGAAGCUGGAGCUUCACCCCACUCAACUCCUCCAGUCUCAGGCCCCUCCUCACGUUAAAUCUCAGUUCCCCAGCCUGGAGGGACUCAAAUGGUGAGAAGGGCUUUCUUCAGGAGAAGGUGCUGAAAGAGCGUGACCUGGCAGUGAAGAGUUCACAGGUGUCUGUAAAGAACAGGGGGACCUACACGUGCAGCUUGCAGUUUAAGGGUGGCAGAACGUUGAGCAGGAAGGUGCAGCUGGAGGUGCUAGAAGUACGCUCCUCAAAUUCCUCAACAAGUGAGGGUAGUACAGUGAACCUGACCUGCACUUUGGGCCAGCCACUGCCUCCUGGUCUAGAAGUGAAUUGGAUACCCCCAAAAACUGCAUCUCGGCUCUUCCUCAAGAUCCAUCCUGAUUCCCUGUCCCUCCCUUCAGUGACCGUCCAAGACAGUGGAGAGUGGAAAUGUGAACUAAGGAAGAAAAAAACAGUUCUUACGUCUGCUGUGAUGGCUUUGACAAUUGAGAAAGCUCCUGUGGAUGCUUGGCUGUUUGUGGCCGUCGGUGGUGCUGCUUUCAUCUUCGUCUUGGUCCCCGUCCUCAUCCUCAUCAUCAUUCAUAGACGUAGACAGAAUGUAAAAAAGAGACAACGAAAGGCAAGAUUCUGCUGUUGCAAGAAUCCCCAGGCCAAAGGUUUCUACAAGACCUGAGAGAAGCCUCCGUCCAUAACUGAGCUGGUCUGCUGUGACACAAAUGAAGCUGAACAGGUUGGAAUGAUACGAAGAUUGCUUCUACAAACAAGUUUUUCAUUGGGGAUUUUGUAAAUAUCAGCUAAGAGAAGAGACCUUGAUCAAAACACGUUGAGAAAGUACAUUUGUUAGGAGUUACAUCCUUGAGGAUAUAACUACAAAAACUAAAUACAACAUAGUUGUACAUUUAGUCACAACAGGACUCCUGAAAUGCAGGGUGUUAAAACAUAUUUUUGAAAAUACAUGCACCACCCUUUUUGCUAAAAACAUUUAUUAAAUAGAAGCACUGCAUAAUGCUUAGAUAUUACAGCCCAUCUAUGUGCAGACACAACUUGUGUUAGUCACACAACCUUUUAUUCAUAGUCAGUUUGAGACUCAGCAUUGACUCUGAUACAUGUGAAAAUACCAGCAACACUGCUGUGCCUGAAAAAAACAUUCCAAUACAACAUCCACUACCAUGUCAUGGUCCCUGCUGUUUUGAGCAUAGUUUGCCACCCAAAUAACACUUGGUCAGCAAUAGUUAUGUGGCCGAAGCUGUCCAGGGAAGAACUGUAUAGUUCACAAAUUGUGCAUGGUAACUCUUUUGCUACAGUCUGUAACUGGACCAAGUAAAUGCACAUGUAACAUAAGACAAUUCAAGAAUGUGGCCAGUCAGUACAGAAGCAAAAGUAGCUUAGGUGUUUCUAAUUAAGUGGGUGGUGAGUAUAUAAUUUUAUAUGCAGGUAAUGAGCCUGUUCAUACAACAUUUUUUUUUAAUUAAGUAAACGGGCCAAUGGUUAUUUUUUGUAUAUUUCUCACGCUUACAUUUGCACACUAUAGAAGUUGUUCUGUGAAUUUUUGCUUCUAUUUUGUCUGCUCAUUGAAUAACAAUAUGCAUAAGAAAUAAACCUCUUAUUUUUACUAGAAACCAUGGUUUUAGAACGUAUCCCUAGAUAUUCCAGCAUUAAAGUAAGGAACAUUUCAAAGCAGUAUUCAACAGUGAGAUGACAACGAAACCGCUUGAUCCAACAGUGUAAUAUGAAAGCCCUGGGGGGCAAAGUUAAAAAAAAGUGAAGUGUGCUCUGGAGUCAAAGUUCUCCCAAAAUAUUAUUCUAGUUGCCCCAAAUGGUUACAAUUGUGAUUGCGCGCGCGUGUGCAUGCUGUUAGCUAUUAGUUCCUCUGUGAAAAAAAAGAUUGCAACUUACUUUUCCAGGGCGAUUUGUGAAAAAGCAUUUUCACAGAGGAGCUAAUGGCUAAGAGUUAGCAUACUAUACCCGUUUCGACCACGAAGUUAGGAGUUUUUUUUUAAUGUGUUCUAGCUCCCCCACGGAAGCCCUGAAUGGUAAUGUAAAACUCUGGAGCCAAAAGUUAUUUUUUACAUUAUCCUUAGUGGCAGCUAGAGUAGGGAGAAAAAAAAAUACAGGCGAACUUUAACUCCAGAGAACACUUAAUUUUUAAUUUAUUUUUACAUUGCCCUUUAGGACUUCCAUAGGGGAGCUAGAACACAAAUAAAUUUGAUGGAGAAAAAAAAAUCUUGGAGAACUUUGACUACAGAAUUUUUUUUUCUUCACUCCAGAGAUCAAUUAAUUUCUUUUUACAUUACCCUUCAGGGUUUCUGCCCCUGUUAUCUCUGACAGGGGCAGUUGAGCACAAUUGGCUGGGAUUGCAUAAGUAAACGACUAUCAAGGAGCCCAGUGUAGCUGGUAACGUCGGAGGAUAUCUCAGGCUUAAAUUAAUUUGUUAAGGCAGAUGUAAAGUUGAACGGAUCUCAUAAAUAUGCUUGUGAUGAAUACGUCACACACGCAUAUAAUUUGUUCACUGAAGCUUUUUACUGACAUCUAGUGGUGUAGCUAGGAAUAGACUGUUAAGAAAGACCGGAC